Molecule: messenger RNA, 837 nt
Organism: Dovyalis caffra
Lineage: Eukaryota; Viridiplantae; Streptophyta; Magnoliopsida; Malpighiales; Salicaceae
Source: the annotation of a GenBank genome assembly
AUGCUUCUCUCUCUCUCCCUGCCAUCCUCCUCCUAUCCUCCGGCGAAAACCUUUAAACCCCGUCAUCUAUCAUCCUCUCCUCACCCUUCACAUUAUAUCAAAUUCCGCACAACUCACCACGAAAACCUCAGAUACCUAAAAUCCAUUGGUGUUAUUGAUCCCAACACCAAAUUUCGCCAACUCCCUACCCCUGAUGCCAUAUCUCAUAUCCUUGCCACCCUAAAAUAUUUUGAGUCCAAGGGCUUCUUGGAGACUGACUUUGCUAGGCUCACUUUUCUAUGCCCAGAACUCUUAUCUGUAAACUUUGACAUCACUGACAUCGAGCCCGUGUUCCAAUUCUUGACGGAUGAUUUACAUGCUUCGGUUCAUGAAUCCAGGGGUUUGGUCAUUAGGCGUCCUCAACUUCUCUUGUCUGAUGUGGAAUAUUGCCUUAGGCCCACCCUUAAUUGCCUUAGACAAUUAGGGGUGAAGAAGUUAAAUGUUCCUAGUAGUUUGAAUGCACGUCUUUUGAACAUCCGCGUGGAGCACAUGCAAGUGAGAUUCGAGUUUUUGAGAACCAUAGGUUUCUCUCACGAGGAAGCUGCAAAUAUUUGUGGGAGAUUGCCUGCAAUAUUUGGAUAUAGCAUUGAAAACAAUUUGAGACCCAAAAUUGAGUACUUGGUGGGUGAGAUGAAGAGGAAUUUGGACGAGUUGAAGGAGUUUCCUCAAUAUCUAGCUUUCAGCUUGGAGAAGAAGAUAGUGCCAAGGCAUAUGCAUUUGAAGAAAAGGAAUGUCAAGAUCAAGUUGAACAGAAUGUUGCUGUGGAGUGAUGGAAGAUUCUACGCAAAAUGGAGGUGA